Messenger RNA from Boleophthalmus pectinirostris (great blue-spotted mudskipper), 2435 nucleotides. RefSeq names its product nuclear receptor coactivator 5 (gene ncoa5). The coding region runs from base 310 to 2067 and encodes 585 amino acids. Gene Ontology annotation, biological process: regulation of signal transduction. Gene Ontology annotation, molecular function: RNA binding. NCBI's taxonomy places the organism in Eukaryota, Metazoa, Chordata, Actinopteri, Gobiiformes, Gobiidae. Gene Ontology annotation, cellular component: nucleoplasm. The transcript is spliced from 12 exons. The record is from RefSeq and is a predicted model, not a curated record.
CAGUAGAGGGCGCUGUAGACCAGCCCGAGCAGCUGACACUCAGGCGGAAGUUGCAUCCGUGUGCUUCUGCGUUCUGCGUUCAUUCAACAUAAAGGAAACAGCGCUUAGCCGGGCCUUUCGAGGAUUUACAGAAAGAAAACACGUAAAUGCGGACACCGAUAAAAGAUUGAGAUAGUCGGCAGAGGCUUCGAAGGGGGAAUUCUACAAAAUACUGAGGACCGGACAGAAAUUUAAAGAAGUUUUUUGCGUGAAACCUAUUUUCCUGUUUUUGAGUCGAAGACUGAAGAUCUUUAGCAUUGGGGUUGAGUCAUGUCUCGAAGACGAAGUCGCAGCACAUCACCACCUGUGGCCUACCACCCGUGCAACAGUAGCGAUCCAAGAGAUCUCGAGAGGCGCAUUUUUGUCGGGAAUUUGCCAACCUCUGAAAUGGACAAGAAGGAUUUAGAAGAGAUGUUCCGCCCAUAUGGAAAGGUUCUUGGCGUUUCCCUGUUGCGUGGGUUUGGAUUUGUACAAUUUGAUCGUGUUGAGGAUGCCGAAGCAGCAAAGGCAGGCCAUAAGGGUCGAAUAUUUAAAGGUUAUAAGAUAGAUGUAAAUAUGGCAGUGGAGCGACGAAACCAAAAAGCACAAGCACAGCAGAGCCCCCCACGAAGGCCUCCACCCAGUUCUUAUGGAGCGAGAGAGCCUCGCCCUCGGUCUCGUUCACCUAAUUACAGUCGAGAGGUACGUGAGCCACGGGACGGCCGCGAUGCUAGAGACAGCCGCUCUAGCCGGGACAGUUACCGUGGCUCUGAGAGCAGAGACAGGGAUGAGUAUGACAGGCACUAUCGGACCGGACCUGGUGAUGACUACUUUCGCAGAAAAGAAGAGGCUUUCAGGGACUUCAGAGAUCCUAGGAAUGGACGGCGUGAGCUAGAAGAUGAACACAUGCGACCAGAGGAACGGCGGCGCAAUGAACUGUACCGACAAUAUUAUGAAGAACUGCAGCGACGCCAGGACUCAGAGCGUCCAGUCGACUGCUCGGUCAUUGUGGUCAAUAAGGCACAGAAUCGGGAGUAUGCUGAGACAGUUGGGCGGAAGGUGCGUGAUCUGGGCAUGGUGGUGGACCUGAUCUUCCUGAACACAGAAGUGUCUCUCACUCAGGCUCUGGAGGAUGUUGAACGAUCACGCACUCCCUUUGCCAUUAUUAUUACUCAGCAGCACCAAGUCCAUCGCUCCUGCACAGUCAACAUCUUAUUUGGGACCCCUCAAGAGCAUCGUAACAUGCCUAUGCAGGAUGCUAUGAUGUUGAUAGCCCACAACUUUGGCACAUACAAAGUUGAAAGCCGUGAUAAGGAACGUGAAGAAAUAGCCCGAAAAGCUGCUAAAAUGGCAGAUGAUGUGCUGUUAAGGGAACCAGACAGAGAGAGUCACCCAGUGUCUGCUCUCACUCCUAUCACACUUCUCUAUGAAAACAGAUUUGUAACCCCAGAGGAACUAGAUAUUUUAAUUGCAUAUCUGAAAGACAAAAGGGCCCGACUUGUACGGCCUGCUGUAGAUGCCCUUCCAGCCUCACUGGGAGCUCCCCCUCCUUCUGCUGCAGGACAGCCCCCUCCAAGUCGCCCUUUGUCCUCUGCACCAGGUGCUCCGCCCACUUCAAGCAACCAACAGGAGCUCCAGGCUAAAAUCCUCAGCCUGUUUACCAACAGUGGAGCAGCAGCCUCUGCAAGUGCUCCCCCUGUAGGUGCAGUACCAUCACAGGGAUAUGGUGCUAUGGCCCCUUCUUCUCAUUCAGGCCCCUCUCAGGCCCCUCCUGGCCCACACUCUGCGAUGUCUCAUUCAGCUGUGGCCCAGAGCUAUGGACCUCCACAGGGCCGUUUGCCCCCACCUGGUCAUAGACCCCCCAAUCCUUCUGCACCCAUUAACUUUGACAGCCCCAGUGUGCAGAAAGCGCUGGAUACCCUCAUUCAGAGUGGACCAUCUCUUAACCAUCUGGUGGCUCCAGGAGCUCCACAACAUCCCCCACCCAGACCAGGCCUUGGCAUGGGACAGGCACCUCCCCCCAUGUCCAUGUACCCUCGACCUUACUGAACCCAUGCAAAUGUAUUUAGGAUUAGACUGUGCUGUGUUCAACUUCUCCCAUGAGACCGCACAGAUUUGCUCUGCAGUUUCUUCAGUAUUCUUCUGGAAUCUGUGUACUAUUAGUUGUGUUUGGCCAUCUAAAUAAAGUCUAUUUAGUGUUUUAUUUAGUUUUAAAAGUGCAUAAGCUGAAUCUUGCAAAGAUCAUCAAAGACUCUUGUCCAUAACAAGUUUAAGUGUAAGUGCUGCAUGACUUUUGUUUAAUAAUGGAUACUUACCAGCGUUUGUAGUUUAAUUGUUGGAUGUUUUUAAUUUUUGAACAUUGUUAAAAGAAACAAGACACGAUUAAAAAAAACAUAUACUCGACUGCUGUAUUAAAA